AUGAUUCGUAGAUUUAACGUUGAUAACGUAACUGGCAGUAUUACAAAACGAGAAAAUAUAUCAUUAGAUUAUGAGAAAAGAGAUGAAUAUGUCUUGACAUUAGUUGCCAAGGAUGGUGGCGGCAGACUACAAUUAGCUGAAGUCAUUGUAAGACUUGAUGAUAUCAACGACAACCAACCAGUAUUCACACAGUCAUCAUACAUAGGUUUUUUGAAAGAAAGCGUUAAAUCAUUCGAGAUUACUGUUAGCGCUUUUGACCGAGACAAGACAAAUACAACCAACAGUAGAGUGAAAUUUUAUCUUAUUGAUUCACCAUUGCACAUGCAAAAUAAUUUUACAAUUAAUACAAUAGAGAGAUCAGAAGAGUUUCUCGGAAUCAUUUCUUUGAUUGGAUCGCUUGAUUAUGAACAAUUGAAUGAAACGACUGGUGGAAAAGAUUUGAACGAUAACACACCAGAAUUUAAUCCAACUGAGUAUAAGAUACGUAUUUUUGAAAACGCAACAUUCGGCGAUUAUGUAGGAAACGUUACUGCUACAGAUGCGGAUGGUACUGCGGCAAACAAAGAUUUAAGUUACUACAUCAUAACUGGUUCCGGUCUUUUUAGAAUAGAUGGUCAAUCUGGUGUAAUGACCGUGAAUUUGAAUGCUGAAUUUGAUAGAGAAACUACCGUAAUAUACAACUUGACAAUAAUAGCAGUUGACAGAGGAACGCCAUCCAGAACAGGACAUACAAACGUCACUGUGUUUAUUGAUGAUGUUAACGAUACACCACCAAAGUUUGAUAAAGACAUUUUCUUAGCCUCCGUACUUGAGAAUACAACUGUUAGGUCUUUGGUUACAAUCUGCUCUGCAACAGAUCAAGAUUUAAAUUCUCAUUUACUUUAUAAAAUUAUAGACCUUCAAACAUCUCGAUAUGACAACGAUACUGUAAUGAACUGGUUUAGAAUAAACCAUGCUACCGGGGAAGUAACAAUUAACUCCUCUUUGGAUAGAGAAUUGACAGAUACAGUAACACUGACACUUACAGUCGAAGAUAUGAAUGCAGCCACGGCAAUUUCACAGACAGCUACAAGUCAAAUCACAAGAAAUCCUUUAAUAGACGUCGACAGGGAAACCCAAACAAUCAUUGAUAUAGAAGUUGAGGCUAAUGACACUGUUAACACCAGCACAACUCAAGUUAAAAUUACAGUUCUUGAUAUCAAUGACAAUUCUCCUGUUUUUCUUCCUUACAACAACACUGUAUACAUGCAAGAGAACAAUGGCACAGAUCAGAACGAUAUAUAUAAUAGUACAUUUAUUAUUUUAUUAAAUGCAAGUGAUGCUGAUGAAGGAUCUAAUGCGGAAUUGACAUACACAAUUAUCAACGAUUUUCACAAAUUCCAAAUCGAUUCCUUCACAGGAAUAGUAACAGCUACAGGACACUUUGAUAGGGAAAAUGAAGCCACAUAUAUUUUAAAAGUCACAGUAUAUGAUAAUGCUUUGGAUCCUUUUGAUCGUAAAACAAGUACAGCUUCCAUCACGGUACAAAUCGCAGACGUCAAUGAUAAUGUUCCUUACUUCCCGCAAACCCACUAUAAAGUAACUGUUAGAGAAGACAGGAAUCCUAAAUAUCCCAUUAUGUAUGUUACUGCUAGAGACAGGGAUAUCAAUCAAUCAUUUAGAUAUUCGAUUGAACCAGAUACUGACACAGAAAGAUUGUUUGAAAUUAAUGAACAUUCCGGAUUCAUUUCUGUCAAUGCAUCACUUCAUAAUAACUACGGUGAAAAACAUCUAAUUGUCUGGGUAGAAGAUAUUGGCGGUCUGAAAAAUUUUACCAGGGUUACAAUUACUGUCGAAGAUAUAAACGGCAACGCACCUGUUUUCCUUGGUCUUACUGCUUUCUACAAGAUAUAUGAGGCAAAUGGAAACUUAACGAACCAGUGUCUAUGUGGAUCAGCCUUGGAGUCAUUUCUUGCAACAACAAUGGCACCUAACAACAAUAGAUGUCCUCAAGUAAAUGAAAUUGCAGAAACAGAAAACUUUAUUUUCAGAUAUGAUCCAAUUUCUCAUGUAAUGGUUGCAAUAACAAAUCAUAAAUGUUAUGUAUACAGUAUGUCUGAUACAGAGUCAGUUGAUGUACACACUUCUUACGGUCUCCAUCUACUUGAGAUAAAACUUAUAAAUAUGGCAUACAACACAUCUGCAACAUACAUUACAAUUUCUCAUGAUGAACUAACCGCCCUCAGUAAAUCCACAGCACGUCUCUGUAACCGAGUUGGAUGGACAACGCACAAAUUAAAUUGA
Molecule: messenger RNA, 2283 nt
Organism: Mytilus trossulus (common blue mussel)
Lineage: Eukaryota; Metazoa; Mollusca; Bivalvia; Mytilida; Mytilidae
Product: cadherin EGF LAG seven-pass G-type receptor 2-like
Exons: 11
Coding region: 1-2283 (760 amino acids)
Biological process (GO): homophilic cell-cell adhesion
Cellular component (GO): plasma membrane
Molecular function (GO): calcium ion binding
Source: RefSeq, a predicted model, not a curated record